CUGAAAACUUAAAUUGGAACUCUCUUUUUUUUUUUUACUAGUAAAUUGGAACUUUUAAGUUUGAAUUUUUGUUUUUUUGGAAAUAGUGCUUGAAUGAAAUCAAAUGCGAGUAACAAAUCAGUGGAGGCUCAGAUCCACCAUUGUAGUCCAGAAAAGAAGAAGAAGAUCCUCCACGUCCAUGGCUGCGAAAGAAUCGGUUGCCGGUGGGAAUCAGAUGUCCCAUAAAUCCGACCAUCCGGUGUCUCCACGCCGUGCAAUCGGCGACACCGUCGUUACUGAGCCAAGCAAAAGCGAGAGGCAGCACCAAACAAAAAGGAAAGGAAGAAAAGAGGAACCAGAGCUGGCUAAAGCAGUGAUUCCAGUAACCAAGUCACAUUCACACACACGGCAAUCAGAACGACAGUGGCGGGUUUGGGGAACGGCAGCGGCCGUCGGCAAUCAGGUGGUGGACACGGAACGACACAAGGAUGUGGGGAUUUUCGAAAUUGGAGUUAGGGUAUAAACGUCAAUUCAAUAUGGUUUAGGGCAAAAAAAUUUAAAAUUUAGGGCGACGAAUAGCGAUUUAGUUUUAAAACACAACACCUAACAAUGGCCAAGUGUAACCAAUGAAAAGGACUGCAGUAUAGUGGCACAAGUAAUAAAUAUCGAAUCCACGGGUCUCUAGAGUUACUAUUACUCAGCUUCAGUUCAUUAUCUAGCAAACUAGAUGAAGGAUUGAUUUAUAAACUACUCUACUGACUACUCUACUAAAUACAAGUUGGGAACUCACUUAGGUAUGAUUCCCCCUAGCUCCUCAAUUAGGUCCAAGUUGCAAUUACCUUUGGUUGAUCUACUGUUGAUUAAACUGCGGAAGAUCCUAAAUUAGCUUGGAAUCUCUUAAGCUGACCAAGCCCUCUCAGACAGAAUACCUGGUAGGCGACUAGCCUUCACCGGGAUAGACUGCUAAGGCGAUUCACACAGAUCUCCACUAAUGGAAUGAAUUACAGUACAAAGCAGUGAAUUGAUUGACUCUCGCACAACCAAUUCACCACUAUCAAUCAAGGAAGCUCUCUUAACCUAAUCAGAUUCUAUCUAUCAUAGGUUAAAGCAGAAAUCAAGAGAAUUUGAUCAAGAUACAAUUGACUCAACAAAUCAUGCCUCAAUCGAUUAUAAUCAAACAAUAUAACAUCCAAAACUUCAUACAAGAAAGAUCCUAACACAUGGAACUAGGGUUCCUCAAAACCUAAGUGAAGGGAAGUUACUCCAUAGAGAAGAGAGAGACUGCAGAAAUCUGAUCUAGAUCUUCAAUCUCCAUCUCCAAGCUUGAUUCCCAAGCUCCAAUGGCGAAGAAAUCCUCCAAAAUAGCUCCAAGAAUAUUCUCAAGUCGCUCUCUCUCUCUAGGGUUCGUCCCUUGGGUGUUUGGGAACCAAAACCCAGCUCUCCCUCUCCUUUGGCUCGAAAUUUGGUUUAAAACCAGAGAUUCCCGACUCACACGGUCAGGCCACAUGGCCGUGUGGCUUUCCCAGAUGCCCGUGUGAGUGCCAAAACGCGGAGUUUCGAUUAAUCGGCAACCAGGCAAGCUACACGAGCAGGGGCCACACGGCCGUGUGGCUCCCCAUGAUGCCUGUGUGAGUGCUCGGUAAAUCCCACACGGCCACAUGGCCGUGUGGGUUUUUAGGUGUGCCCUUGUGGCUUGCUCAGCCUCUGUUUAAUGCUUCGUUUCUCCCUCGUCCGGACUCCGAAUCAGUCGUCGUUUGAUCCCAGACGCUCGUAGUCUUGUCCUCUUUAUUUUCAUGAAAAAAUUCCAUGAUGAUUUGUUCAUAAUAUGAGGUAGAAGUCCAUUAUUCCUCAGGUCAUGCUCGUGUUUCUUCUCCCGAAUUGCCAAAUGAUCUCCGAUUGACUUGAAACUUGCGCCUAUGCUUCAAUUCACAUGCUAGGAUCUGAAAUGUGACAAAGGAACACAACCUAGCGUAAAAUAGUCCAAGAAAGCAGAAACUCAAGCCAAAAUGAUCAAGAAACGAGGGUGCAAACAUGUGCAAAUCCGAUGUUAUCAGGCGCCCAAAUCAUCGCCAAUCUUAGCCCUUGACUGGAUCCAAUAUCAAUAGAGUCGUCCCUGCUCACAAGCCCCCUAAAUCUUCAUCCAAGACAGCCAGGGUCCAAGCAUCUCCGAAUAAUCGCCAUUUAUGGAUGAAACAUGUAGAGGUAGAUGGCGCAUUAGAGGGGAGCAAGCGAACCGAUGAACUCGGCCCCCUCAAACUCCUACCAGGGAAAAUCAUCCACACAGAUCUGGGAUCUGGUGGGGCUCAAAAGCAUCUCCACGGGGGAGGCCAGAAGAGCAUCAUCACAAAGAUAUAGGAAAAACCGAAAGGUCAAGACAAAAAACAGGGAAAGCAACACUAAAGGCGUGAGACGUAA
Molecule: messenger RNA, 2394 nt
Organism: Linum trigynum
Lineage: Eukaryota; Viridiplantae; Streptophyta; Magnoliopsida; Malpighiales; Linaceae
Source: the annotation of a GenBank genome assembly